Olea europaea var. sylvestris is the source of this 972-nucleotide messenger RNA. Its product is annotated as probable glutathione S-transferase. The record is from RefSeq and is a predicted model, not a curated record. The transcript is spliced from 2 exons. Gene Ontology annotation, biological process: glutathione metabolic process. Bases 49 to 783 code for a protein of 244 amino acids. NCBI's taxonomy places the organism in Eukaryota, Viridiplantae, Streptophyta, Magnoliopsida, Lamiales, Oleaceae. Gene Ontology annotation, molecular function: glutathione transferase activity. Gene Ontology annotation, cellular component: cytoplasm.
AGAAUGAAAAUACAGCACAGUAUAGACUGAAAAUCAAAGGAGAGUAAAAUGGCAGAAGUGAAGCUUUUUGGUGCUUGGGGAAGCCCAUUUAGCCGCAGGAUCGAGGUUGCUCUGAAGCUUAAGGGUGUUGAAUAUGAAUUCAUAGACGAAGACCUAUUCAACAAGAAGUCCCCUUUGCUGUUAAAGUACAACCCAGUUCACAAAAAAGUCCCCGUGUUAGUACACAAUGGCAAGCCUAUUUGUGAGUCUCUGGUGAUUCUUGAAUACAUUGAUGAAACCUGGGAAGAAGGCCCUUCUCUUUUGCCUAAAGAUCCUUAUGAGAGAGGCAUGGUGCGCUUCUGGUCUAAGUUCUUGGAUGAAAAGUGUAUGCCUGCAAUGCGGAGAGCUUUAUUGAGCAGAGGAGAGGAGCUAGAGAAGGCCACGGAAGAAUCGACCGAGCUUUUGAAAUUUCUCGAAGGCACACUUUCCGGCAAGAAAUUCUUUGGGGGUGACAAUAUUGGAAUGGUUGAUAUAGUUGCAAAUUUCAUAUCAUAUUGGUUUAUAAUUGGGCAAGAAUUGGCAGGAUUACAAGUGUUGACUAAAGAGAAAUUUCCGAAAUUAGGUGAAUGGAUGGAUGAGUACCUAAACUCUAACAUUAUAAAGGAAAAUCUGCCACAGAAAGAUAAGUUGACUGCAAUGUUCCAAGCUCGUAUUGAAGCUGCUGCUGCCGGUGGUGGUGGACCUGGUGGUGGUGGAGGAGGAGGAGGAGGAGAAGGAGGAGGAGGAGGAGUUGCACCAAAAUGAAAUCCAAGUAGCUAAUUACUUCAUGUUUUGAUAUGGAACUCGAAAUCAUGAAUGAAGGGAAAUAUGAAUGCCUUUUUAUCGAAGAAAUUAUGCGUGAUUUGAGUUCUUGUCCGUUAUUUUUUGUACCUUUCUAUCAAUGUUUAGCCUUUAUAUAUUGGUAUGAAAAGUUCAUAUACAUGAUUUUUGAUU